Messenger RNA from Hyla sarda, 4796 nucleotides. It is a transcript of the gene DGKD, whose product is annotated as diacylglycerol kinase delta. Gene Ontology annotation, biological process: intracellular signal transduction; diacylglycerol metabolic process; lipid phosphorylation. The transcript has 30 exons. Lineage: Eukaryota; Metazoa; Chordata; Amphibia; Anura; Hylidae. Gene Ontology annotation, molecular function: protein homodimerization activity; protein heterodimerization activity; ATP-dependent diacylglycerol kinase activity. The record is from RefSeq and is a predicted model, not a curated record. Bases 107 to 3661 code for a protein of 1184 amino acids.
GCUGUUGUCGAGUUGCAGCAGCUGCCGACAGAUGUCGCUGCUUCCCCUAGCAGAUCCCGGUCCCCUGUAGCUGGCCCUGUGUCCAUGUCCCCGGCUUUUGGUAGUGAUGGCGGCCUCCCUGGCUGCGACGGCACCCGGGGUCCCGGCCGAGGAUUCAUCGGAUAGUGAGCCGGAGCCCGAGCCACAGAAACUGCGCCGGAAAGUGUCUACAUCUGGCCAGAUCAGGAGGAAGGCUAUUGUGAAAGAAGGUCACCUACAAAAGCAGACAAGUUCCUUUCAGCGAUGGAGGAGACGUUACUUCAAAUUGCGAGGCCGAACUCUCUACUAUGCCAAGACUGCAAAGUCAAUCAUAUUUGAGGAGAUUGACAUAACAGAUGCCAGUGUUGCAGAGUCAAGUACCAAAAAUCUCAACAACAGUUUCACAGUAUUCACUCCCUUUCGCAAACUCAUCCUGAGCGCAGACAACAGAAAAGACAUGGAGGAAUGGAUGGCGGCGCUGAAGUCUGUACAGAACCGUGAACUCUUUGAGUCAGCCCAGUACAGUAUGGACCAUUUCUCUGGAAUGCACAACUGGUACGCGUGUUCCCAUGCCCGACCCACGUAUUGCAACGUCUGUCGUGAAGCCCUCUCUGGCGUCACGUCUCAUGGACUUUCCUGUGAAGUCUGCAAGUUUAAGUCUCACCGACGCUGUGCAGUGAGGGCCACAAAUAACUGUAAAUGGACCACCUUGGCUUCCAUUGGAAAGGACAUAAUUGAGGAUGAGGAUGGGGUGUCAAUGCCACACCAGUGGCUGGAGGGUAAUUUACCUGUUAGUGCAAAAUGCACUGUAUGUGAGAAGACGUGUGGCAGUGUGCUCCGUCUACAAGACUGGCAAUGCCUAUGGUGCAAAGCAGCGGUACACUCCUCUUGUAAAGAACUUUUGCCAAAAAAGUGUCCGCUUGGACAGUGCAAAGUGUCAGUAAUUCCACCAACGGCCCUCAACAGCAUUGACUCGGAUGGGUUCUGGAAGGCCACGUGCCCACCCUCCUGCACUAGCCCUCUGCUUGUUUUUGUUAAUUCAAAGAGUGGAGAUAACCAAGGAGUCAAAUUCCUGCGACGUUUCAAGCAGCUUCUUAACCCAGCGCAAGUAUUUGACCUGAUGAAUGGAGGACCUCAUCUGGGUUUACGCUUGUUUCAAAAGUUUGACACCUUCAGAAUAUUGGUGUGUGGCGGUGAUGGUAGUGUGGGCUGGGUCUUGUCUGAAAUCGAUACCCUUAAUCUACAUAAACAGUGUCAACUAGGAGUGUUGCCCUUGGGCACUGGAAAUGACCUGGCUCGUGUCCUUGGCUGGGGAUCUGCAUGCGACGAUGACACUCAGCUCCCCCAGAUUCUGGAAAAACUUGAGAGAGCUGGCACUAAAAUGCUGGAUAGGUGGAGCAUCAUGGUGUAUGAGACAAAACUUCCAGCUCAGUCCCCAGAUCCUUGUACAUCCACAGAGCCAAGUGACGACUGUGAGGUUCAGCAAAUCUUGGGCUAUGAAGACUCUGUAGCUGCUCAUUUAUCGCAGAUUCUCAGCUCAGAUCAGCACUCCGUGGUUAUUUCGUCAGCCAAAGUCCUCUGUGAAACGGUCAAAGAUUUUGUUGCACGUGUUGGGAAAGCCUAUGAGAGAAUGACUGAGAGUUGUGAAGAAUCUGAGACCAUGGCAGGAAAGUGUAAUCUUCUGAGGGAAAAGCUAGACUCUCUCCUAAACACCUUAAAUGAAGAGUCUCAGGCUACAUCCGUACUUUCUCAGCCCCCACCUACUAUUAGUGAGGAGGGAGAGGAGUCCUCUGAAUCCCUGGCAUGUCCGGCCGCAGUCUCUCCUUCCCCUUCUCCUGGUCGACAGCAGAGUUUUAGACCUCGGGAGCAGCUUAUGCUGAGGGCCAACAGCCUUAAGAAGGCCAUCAGACAAAUAAUAGAGCAGGCAGAGAAAGCUGUUGAUGAACAGAACGCACAGACCCCAAGUAGUGAAGAUUUUCUAAUUCCUUUUACUACUGAGGAUGGCAAGGAACACAUCAUUACAAAUAGUGGGAAUGCAUUGCCAAGGAUAAGAGGAUCCAAUAGAGGUUCCAAGUCAGAAAAAGUUUCCAGUAAAGCUAGUCUGUCGGCAGGAGGCACUGCCUCGCUUCCUAAUGCCAAUUCUCAAGGGGACCACAUGUACACAAGCAUUAGACCGGGAAUGACCGCAUCUUUACCAGUGAACUCUGUCAUGAACCGCCUCUUUAUUAAUGCCGAUUCUUUUAGCUCUGAACCUGAUAACUUGGAUUGUUACACAGAAAAAUGUGUGAUGAACAAUUACUUUGGGAUUGGGCUGGAUGCUAAAAUCUCCCUGGAUUUUAACAAUAAGAGGGAUGAGCACCCGAAGAAGUGUAGAAGUCGCACAAAGAAUAUGAUGUGGUAUGGUGUGCUAGGCACCAAAGAGCUUCUACAGAGAACGUACAAGAACCUGGAGCAGAGAGUUCUUUUAGAGUGUGAUGGGGUGCCUAUUCCCCUGCCCAGCUUGCAAGGAAUCGCUGUCUUGAACAUUCCAAGUUACGCUGGAGGCACUAACUUCUGGGGAGGCAACAAGGAAGAUGAUACAUUUGCUGCUCCCUCUUUUGAUGACAAAAUCCUGGAGGUUGUUGCUGUGUUUGGUAGUAUGCAGAUGGCUGUGUCCAGAGUUAUCAAACUGCAGCACCAUCGGAUUGCACAGUGUCGGACAGUAAAGAUCACAGUGCUCGGAGAUGAAGGCAUUCCUGUGCAAGUGGAUGGAGAGGCUUGGGUCCAGCCACCAGGUUAUAUCCGAAUAGUGCAUAAGAACAGAACACAGACACUCACCAGAGACAGGGCCUUUGAAAGUACAUUGAAAUCGUGGGAAGAUAAGCAGAAAUGUGAACUUUCCAGGCAGACUUCUACUGCUCUGUCUCCAACUUCUUUACACCCUGAAGCUCUGUCUGAAGAGGAGGCAGCCCAGGUCUCACAGUUUGGCCAGGCUGCUGGUGCCCUAAUUCACAGCAUUAAAGAAAUAGCAGUUUCUCAUGAAAGUAUGGAGCAGGAACUGGCCCAUGCUGUAAAUGCUAGCUUGAAGUCCAUGGAAAAAGUCUACAGCAAGAAUUCUGAGGGUCUAAGCUGCACUUAUGUAAUGGAAAUGGUAACUAAUGUUCGAGUUUUACUGAAUGAGACGGAGCUCCUGCUAACCGGAAAGAUGGCUUUGCUUUUGGAUCCUCCUCAGAAAGAACAGCUGAUUACCUCCCUCAGUAGCACAGAGCUGGAGCUGCGGACACUUGCGGACAUCCCAUGGCUGUGCCAGAACAAUGAGCCUGGAGAAGAAGGGGCUCUGGAUUACUCCAAAUUAAGACGUAGCAGUCGGUUUAGACUGGUAAACAAGUUCAAGAAGGAAAAAAACACUAAGAACAAGGAGGCCCGGAGCAGCAUGGGACCACCCGCUCACCUUUGGGGGACGGAGGAGGUGUCUCUUUGGUUGGAGCGUCUCAGUCUGUCUGAGUACAAGGAGGUCUUUACUCGCCAUGACAUCCGAGGCUGUGAGCUCCUACAACUGGAGCGCCGAGACCUCAAGGAGUUGGGAGUGACAAAAGUGGGCCACAUGAAGAGAAUCCUCCAUGCCAUCCGAGAGCUGAACCCCCCUCCUGUCAGUGCGGACUAGGAUCUGUCUUUACUGCGUGUGUGGCCCAGUCUGGGUGACUCCUUGAUCACCAGUAUUGCUCCAUUGAAGCACAAGUCUGCGUUAUUGUUACUGUAGCACAGUGCUCUGUAACAGCAGCUAAUGUCAGAAGUCUUCUGAGCUUUAUGGCCGCCUAUGAUCCAUGGCCAUUGUCAUCCCUAUCACACCAGUCAGUCAUAAAUGAGCCCUGGGAAUUACUGCUGCCAGUCAUAGACAUCCACAUCUUGAAAGAGCCAAGGGCUUUAGUAUUUUGUCUUACGGGAUACUUUUGAAGCCAGAUAUUUUUCUAGAUGCUGCAAAAGCCAAUUGUGACUGUGGUAGUCCUUCUCAUUGAUGUGCUACCUCGUGUGGAAUGGGACAGGCCCAGUUAAUAUGUUCAUCCAGCUCACCCUUUGUCCUUUGCCUAAAGACUUGUGGCUCUACCUGUUCUGUGCACAGUUAUUGAACAGAUGACUGUGGAGUUUUGUACUUUGUGUUAAUAUGAAUGCUUUUUUUCCCCUCAGGCUCGGCUUGUAAAUUUUUAGAUGUGUAUAAAGUAUUCUUGAUGUAGCGUAGGCCUGUUCUAAUCGCAGUUUUAUUAGACUGUUUGUAAAAUCCAGCUGUGAGGUGAGGCCAUUGCAUCUUCCCACUCUGGUCUAGGAUCAAACAAUUGUUUACAUUUCUAUAGGUACAUAUAUAAAGCAAGGAGCAGCCUCUGCCCUGUAAUGUGCUUCCCCUGGGGAGCACAAGAAGCUACUCUUAGUGUGAGAUACAUUGAAGUACUGUUUCCUGAAGAUGUAUUUGGGAAGAUGUGUGUGGGUUGAGAUGCAUUGAAUGUCUGUUUCCUGAAGACGUGUUUGGGUUGUGAUUUGAGUUGUCCAUAUCUAUUCCUCCAUCUGUUCAACCUCUUACAAUUCCUACUCCUGGGCAGGUUCCCUGUUUCUCGUAGUAUCUAUAAGGGACAAAUGAAAGCCUUGGACCCCUCAGACAAAGCCUGGCUGUCCCACCCCAUGCGUAUUUAUUGUCCCGUGCCUUAUUGCAGUCCCAGCUUCUUUUCCAAAGUGAUGUUAAUGCAUGUACAUAGCAGUGUUGUAAAAAAAAUGCUUGGUUCUAACAGUAAAAUAUCUCUUAAUGAUAA